Messenger RNA from Striga asiatica, 1077 nucleotides. Lineage: Eukaryota; Viridiplantae; Streptophyta; Magnoliopsida; Lamiales; Orobanchaceae. The record is from the annotation of a GenBank genome assembly.
AUGUUACAAAUAUUUUCUUACAUUUCCCUUCUUUUUCUAUUAUCUCCACCAUGUAGUAGUAAUGUUCAUGCGAGAAAUCCUCUUUUUUACUCCUUAAACCCAAAAAACGAUUCAUCCGAAAACCAUCUCAUCACAUGGCACGAAUUCGGAAAAUUCCAAUACACAAGAAAAGGGAGCUCCUUUGAUGGGAUUUCUAAGCUCAAGAGAUAUCUCAACAAAUUCGGAUACUUAGAAGCAUAUGAUCACACAAAUUCGACCGAUGAAUUCGACUCGAGCCUCGAGCACGCUAUCGCAAAAUAUCAACGGAAUUUUGGCCUCAAAAUUACAAAAGAGCUCGAUUUAGAAACACUUACCGAGAUCAUGAAGCCAAGGUGCGGCGUCAGAGACAUUUCAUCGAACAAGUUGAGGGCGGGCAGGAAAUACGAGUACUUCACCGGCCGCCCCAGGUGGCGGCGGGAUAUUCCGAUGACGCUGACGUACGCGAUCUCGCCGGAAAACGUGGUGGCCUCCCCGAGCCGGUCGGAGAUCAGGGCCGCGGUCGGGCGGGCGUUCGCGCACUGGGCGGCGGUGAUCCCAGUCGAGUUCGUGGAGACCGGCGACUACGGGUUCGCGGACAUCAGGAUAGGGUUCUACGCCGGAGACCACGGAGACGGAGAGGCGUUCGACGGCGUUCUGGGGGUACUGGCCCACGCGUUCUCGCCGGAGAGCGGGCGGUUCCACCUGGACGCGGCGGAGACGUGGGCGGCUGACCUCGCGGCGGAGGGAGCGUCGGGGGCGGUGGAUCUGGAGUCAGUGGCGACGCACGAGAUUGGGCACUUGCUGGGGCUAGCGCACAGCCGGGACAGGGCGGCGGUGAUGUACCCGAGCCUGAGGCCGAGGGAGAGGAAGGUGGAAUUGAGGGUGGACGACAUAAGGGGGGUGCAGGCGCUGUACGGGUCGAACCCUAAUUUCAGUUUACAAGCAUUUUCGGAGUCGGAGAUGUACUCUAACGGCGGCUGUCUGAGGGUUGGGAGCCGCGGCGGGGUUUUUUGGGGGAUUAAUUGGGCGGUGGUUUUGGCGAUGUGGCUAUGCAUGUAA